UUACAGCUGCUUUAGUAAACGUCAAAGCCAAGGAGUAAAAUGAAAAAGAAAUAUAUUGUCAAAAAGCGAAGUCCUACAUAUCGAUUUAAAAAUCUAAUAUGGGUGACGAAAACAUAAAUUCCAGUAAAAUAUGUGACUCUAGUAAGUGUAAUGUGAUCAUUAUAGGCGGCGGCGUAGCCGGAUUAGCCGCCGCUAAUUAUUUUGUAAAAAAUGGAAUGGAGGACUUUUUAAUUUUAGAAGCAAGAAAACGUUUGGGCGGUCGUAUUAUUUCUAUCCCAUUGAAGAAUCAUAAUAUUGAAUUAGGAGCUAAUUGGAUUCAUGGCGUUUUAGGUAACCCCAUAUUUGAAUUGGCUAUGGCCAAUAAUCUUGUAAAUAUAAUCAAUAUUCCAAAACCUCAUAAAGUUAUAGCAGCGACUGAAGAUGGAAAACAAGUUCCUUUUGGGGUGUUACAUGAAAUACACGAAGCCUAUGUAUGCUUUUUAAGACGAUGUGAGGAGUACUUUCUCUGUCAAUAUUUGCCUCCGCCUGAUAUCCAUAGUGUAGGUGAGCACAUAAACUUAGAAGCCACAAUAUAUCUAGAACGCUUACCAUCAUCUGAAGAAAAAAAAUUAAGGCGUCUUAUAUUCGACUGUUUGUUAAAAAGAGAAACCUGUAUAUCAGGUUGUAAUACUAUGGAUGAAAUUGACCUUUUAGAAAUAGGUAGUUAUACAGAAUUGCAAGGAGGUAAUAUUAUGAUCCCAUCAGGUUUUAGUUCUAUUCUUGAGCCAAUGACAAAAAAUAUUCCUCCUGAAAAAAUAUUGACUGGAUUACCUGUAAAAAAGAUAGUUUGGGAUUCAAAACAUAGUACACAAGGAUUACUAGAAGAUUUAGGUGAGGAAUCUGAGGAUUCCGAUCAAACUGUGAUUGAAGAUGUUUCUAAAAGUUUGAGUUCAACUAAUGAAAACAGAACUGAAGAAGAAUCUUCAAUAGCUGAAAAUCCACAAAUGCCAAAGAGAAAUAAAAAUCCUUUUUAUGUAGAAGUUAUAUGUGAAAAUGGACAAUCUUUUUAUGCUAAUCAUGUGAUAUGUACAAUUCCACUAGGUGUUCUCAAAGAACAUGUAACAACUCUAUUUGAACCAGCCUUACCACAUUAUAAAAUUGAAUCUAUUGAGAGAUUACUUUUUGGUACUGUAAAUAAAAUUUUCUUAGAAUAUGAAAGACCUUUUCUAAAUCCUGAAGUUACAGAAAUCAUGUUGUUAUGGGAAAAUUCCACAACAUCUGAUGAUAUGAGAGAGUCAUGGUUCAAAAAGAUAUAUUCCUUCAGCAAAGUAUCAGAGACUCUUCUGUUAGGAUGGGUUUCAGGCAAGGAAGCUGAAUAUAUGGAAACAUUGUCUAUGGAAGAAGUGGGAGUAACUUGCACAAACAUUUUACGAAAAUUUCUAAAUGACCCCUUUGUUCCAGAACCCAUUAAAUGUGUCUGCACAAGUUGGAGAAAACAGCCUUACACCAGAGGCACAUACACUGCUAUAGCUGUAGGAGCAAGCCAGAGUGACAUAGAAAGUAUAGCUCAACCAUUAUUCCGGAAUGUCCAUGAUAAAAAGCCUGUUUUACUCUUUGCUGGAGAGCAUACACAUAGCAGCUUCUACUCGACAGUACAUGGAGCGUAUCUUUCUGGUCAGACUGCAGCUCGUCGCUUAUUGACCUCAGAUGAACCUGAGAACAUUCUUGAAUGUCCCCAAUCAGCAGACCUCACAUCUUGGAUACAAGGUAUCCAUUUAGAAGGUUGAUAUUUCUCCCAAAUUUACUAUUAGAAUAAAAACCUGGUUAAUUACAAUUCACACAUGACAAAGGCUGUAGCCACUUUAAUUUGUAUAAUUAGUGUAUUUAAAGAAGGAAAAACGGGAAAUUGCUUCUUCGAAAUCAAGAGUAGAAUCUAUUACAAGUCUUCUUAUAUAAGUAAUUUAAAAUAUAAAAUUCUGUCUGAAAUUCGCAUGCUGGCCUACGUUACUUUUUGUAGACCCAUUAAAGCAUUCUACCCGACUUCACUGAGCACCUGCGUUAUAAUUUGCUCAAUAGUUAAGUUAACAAUAUGUCAACGGUUAUUUACCAUUACAAACAAAGGUCCGAGAUUGGUAGGUUUGCACUUACGCAGAUUAUAUGUUAUUUCAAAAGUAUUAUAUAAACAAGUAUGUGGAUCCUUCAAUUGAAGGCAGUAUAUUGGUUGAUAUACGGUAUAUGAGCAAUCGAAUCACAACUAAUUUAAAAGUUGAUAGCGCCAGUUAGAUUGGCGGUCAUAUUGGUUGUCGUUUGGUUAAUUUUUGUUUUUUUGUUAAAAUAAUAUUGAUAUAUAACUUACUUAAUUUACUUAGUUGCUUAAAAAUUUGCUCCUUUAAAACAUCUUAUCUUACUAUAGACUCUUUUUUACCAUAUACUUUUACAGCGCAAAAUUUUUUUCAACCGAAUAAAUACACUAUCACUCUUUCUAGUAUGAUAGUAACAAUCAUACUAGCGCCAUCUAAUAGUAGUGGUGACAACACCAGAAAUCAUUACCAGUGCCAAUAUAAUCUUGAAUAAAAUUUAAAAUUAGUUACCACUAAUAAAAUAAGCUAUGAAAUCACAGUGUGGAGAUUGAUUCAUCGAUUUAAUA
Molecule: messenger RNA, 2626 nt
Organism: Diatraea saccharalis (sugarcane borer)
Lineage: Eukaryota; Metazoa; Arthropoda; Insecta; Lepidoptera; Crambidae
Source: the annotation of a GenBank genome assembly